This is a messenger RNA of Lachancea fermentati, 1296 nucleotides long. The record is from the annotation of a GenBank genome assembly. Lineage: Eukaryota; Fungi; Ascomycota; Saccharomycetes; Saccharomycetales; Saccharomycetaceae.
AUGGCCAUUCGCGUAAGUAAGAGGAUCCUCCGGCUCCUUGUGCUGGUUGUUGGCUCAUUAGUUUUUUUCAGCCUAACCUUCUCGAACAACGAGAGCGUGGCAGCGAUCAAUGAUUACGUGUCCGCUCAGGCGUCAAACAUGGCGCAGUACGUUGGUCUCCAGCCCGAAGUAGUUAGUAGCAAAGCUGCAAAGGAGGAAGAGAAACAGCGUAUGGAGGCUGAAAAAGCUCAAGAGGAAGGUAAGGUAGACGAAGUGCUUGACGAUGAGGCAAAGAAGCUACUUUCUUAUGCUGACGAUGCAUCCCACAGCACAGUUGGUCCCAAGCUUGCUAACGCCACAUUUGUUACUUUGGUUCGGAAUCAUGAUCUACAUGCCAUGUUGGAAUCCAUUAAGAAUGUGGAGGAGCGUUUCAACAGCAAGUUUCAUUAUCCCUGGGUUUUUUUGAAUAAUGAGGAGUUCACAAAAGAGUUCAAGGACACAAUUUCCGCUGCUGUCAGCGGUGAAGCUGAAUUUGGACUCAUUCCAGAAGAGCAUUGGUCAUAUCCAGAAUGGAUAGACCAGAAAAAAGCGGCCGAGGCACGUAAAAAACUUGAAGAAGAUGGUGUCAUCUACGGUGGCCUAGAAAGUUACAGGCAUAUGUGCAGAUUUGAGUCUGGCUUUUUCUGGAGACACCCAUUGAUGGAAAAGUAUGAGUGGUAUUGGAGAGUGGAACCCGAUAUCAAACUGCACUGUGAUGUGGAUUAUGACGUUUUCAAGUGGAUGGAGGACAACGACAAAGUUUAUGGUUUUACGAUCUCAAUUCACGAAUAUAAAGUCACUAUUGAGACGUUAUGGGAUACUACCCUCGAAUUUUUGAAAGAAUACCCUCAAUAUGAGAACAAAGAUAAUAUGAAGGACUUUAUCUCUGAUGAUGGCGGGAAAACGUAUAAUCUAUGUCACUUUUGGUCAAACUUCGAAGUGGCAAACAUGAACUUUUGGAGAUCUGAUGCAUACAGAAAGUAUUUUGAUUAUUUGGACAAAAAUGGCGGUUUCUUCUACGAGCGUUGGGGAGACGCGCCCGUUCAUUCAAUUGCGGCAGCUCUCUUUUUACCAAGGGAUAAGAUCCACUACUUCCCAGAUAUCGGAUACUACCACCCUCCUUAUAACAACUGUCCUCUAGACAAAGCCAUCUUCGAAAAAGGAAAAUGCACGUGUGAUCAGGAAAAUGACUUCACUUUCCAAGGCUAUUCGUGCGGUAACAAAUAUUUCGAGGUUAAUAACCUCAAAAAGCCAGAGGGUUGGGACCAAUUCCAGUAG